AUGCCCCCGCGUCGCCCGUACGACAUGUGCAUGGUGUUCAGGUACAAGACUUCCAAGGCCGUGAGGUUCGAGGAGACGGACGCCGCCGACAUCGCGAGCCUUCGGCUCCACAAGGCGUCGAAGGAGGACGAGGCAGUGAUGCAGCUGUGGAAGAGCCGGAGGGAGGCGCUGCUGAAAAGCUUGGAGUCGUGCGGGCUCAACUUGUACUGCUUCUACAGCCGCGACCACGACGAGGUCAUCGUCAAGAUAGGCGCGAGCGCCGCGAAGCUCAAGGACGCCGCCGCGAGGUGCCGGUACAAGCUGCAGCUGACGCCGCAGUACCUCGGCGCCUAUGCGGAGUUCCGCCACGACAAGCAGGGCAGCGCCAAGGCCAACCACCAGGACCAGCGGAUCGUCUCGCACUUGUACCAGAGGCACACCGAGGACGACCUUCCCGACUCGGACGCCAUCUUCAGGACGAGCGACAAGAUCAACCUCAUCCACCACAUCAUCACGUCCAACGACAAGGACUGCUGUGGCAUCCCCGUGGGCCAGCUGCUCUCCAGCCAGGACCACGACCUGCUCGCCUACUUCCCCCUGCACGACGCCCCGGUGCUCCACGACCUCCAGGACAGGCUCGCGGACUGGUUCCUGAUGGGCGAGGCCGCCCCGUGG
Prorocentrum cordatum is the source of this 654-nucleotide messenger RNA. Lineage: Eukaryota; Dinophyceae; Prorocentrales; Prorocentraceae. The record is from the annotation of a GenBank genome assembly.